This is a messenger RNA of Acanthosepion pharaonis, 774 nucleotides long. The record is from the annotation of a GenBank genome assembly. Lineage: Eukaryota; Metazoa; Mollusca; Cephalopoda; Sepiida; Sepiidae.
AUGGGUAUGAAAAGAAACGCGUGUUCAAAAGUCUUUUUCUUUCCCCUUUUUCAUUUCACUGAACAGUUGCUGUCCAGCAUUGCUGUCACCUCCUCCAUACCCUUUCCUUCUUUAUUUAUUUCUAUUCUGCUUAUCUUUCUUUCCUCCACAUCUUUCUUUGAUUCUUUCAUUCUUUCUUUAUUUACGUCUUCAAUUACCUGCUUUCUUUUUUCUUUCUUUAUUUCUGCCCUCUUUCUCUAUAUUUUUUCCACUGUCUUUCUUUCUUUCUUUCUUUCUUUCUUUCUUUCUUUCUUUCUUUCGUUCUUUCUUUCAUUCUUUAUUUCUCUCAUUCUUUCUUUUUUCUUUAUUUCUUUCUUUCUUUAUUUAUGUCCUCAAUCGCCUGUUUCCUGUUUUCUUUCUUUAUUUCUAUCCACCACAUCUUUCUUUCUUUCUUUCUUUCUUUCUUUCUUUCUUUAUUUAUUUAUUUAUUUAUUUAUUUAUUUAUUUAUUUAUUUAUAUCCUCAGGCGCCGGCUUUCUUUUUCUUACUUUAUUUCUAUCCCCACCUCAUUCAUUCUUUCUUUCUUUCUUUCUUUCUUUCUUUUCUUUUCUUUCUUUCUUUCUUUCUUUCUUUUCUUUCUUUCUUUCUUUCCUCAAUCACCGGCCUUCUUUCUUUCUUUCUUUCUUUCUUUCUUUCUUUCUUUCUUUCUUUCUUUCUUUCUUUAUAUCCUCAAUCGCCGGCCUUCUUUCUUUCUUUCUUUCUUCCUUUCUUUCUUUCUUUCUUUCUUUCUAGAUAG